Messenger RNA from Strongylocentrotus purpuratus (purple sea urchin), 3940 nucleotides. Its product is annotated as transmembrane prolyl 4-hydroxylase. The transcript is spliced from 9 exons. The coding region runs from base 55 to 1809 and encodes 584 amino acids. Gene Ontology annotation, biological process: peptidyl-proline hydroxylation to 4-hydroxy-L-proline. Gene Ontology annotation, cellular component: endoplasmic reticulum. Gene Ontology annotation, molecular function: procollagen-proline 4-dioxygenase activity; iron ion binding; L-ascorbic acid binding. The record is from RefSeq and is a predicted model, not a curated record. NCBI's taxonomy places the organism in Eukaryota, Metazoa, Echinodermata, Echinoidea, Camarodonta, Strongylocentrotidae.
CAGCACUGUCAUCUGAUUCGGAAUACAACGUCCAGACCCGCAACAAGAGAAAACAUGCACUGGGAACUAGAUAAAGGAACAGGGGAAAGGGUCUGUCUGAAAUGCGUUGUCGUUCUCUUGGCGAUUUUGUCCUUGGCGAAUUCUUCUUCGGUGCUAUCAGAUGGAGAUUCUUCGGCUGGUGCAGACGACACGAACACGGGAAAUACUGCAGCAGACGACACGAACGCGAGAAAUACUGCAGCAGACGACAUGGGCACGGGAAAUGCUGCAGCAGACGACACGAACACGGGAAAUACUGCAGCAAUCGAGGUCGAUGAUGUGGAGAAUGAUGUUGGUGAUGAUGUCAUCGUCGAUGCUGCCGUUGAGAAAGAAGGCAACUUGGACCCGGUUGACGAGAGGAUACGACUUUACCAGUAUGAUCCUGUUGAAGUUGGACACAUAAGAUAUGUCGAAAUUUCUCUGGGAAGAUAUGUCCAGCUGAAAACCAUUGCCGUUAAACCACCAGCUUUCGAAAUUUCAAAUUUCCUAACACCAGAGGAAUGCGAAAGGAUCAAAGAGCUAGCCCUAGAUGCUGGACUACUCACCAGUUUAACAGUGGGCAAAAACUUAUUGUACAGCGGUAUUGAUGAAACCAAGGUCAUUUAUAACGCCACAGAAUGGAAACAGAAGUUCGCCGAGUGCGACAACAACACUGACAAAAUACUAGACUUUACAGAAGUACUACACUGUCUUCCAGGGCUCCAAGAAGGAGAGCUCGUUCCUCCAGCCAUCCUGGACACUUUGUACGUACAGCUGAAGCUGGACCUCGACUCCGAUGGAUUAAUUGAUGCAAAAGAACUCUGGUUGAUCCAUCUAGAGAACAAGACUAUUGAGAUCGAGGAAUGGCUCUCCCGUUGGCGAGGAGGAGAGUUGCCCAAAGUACCAAGAAGGGGACGCCAUCGAAUCAGCGAGCAGGCUUGGAUUGAAUGGGAAAAUUCGACAGAUCCUACCAUAAUGGCAAUCCGAGAUAGGGUAACAGCGCUCACGAAGCUUGAUCGGAAUAUUGUAUUUUCGAGUGAAAGCCUUCAGGUAGUUCGUUAUUACCCUGGUGGGCAUUAUCAUGCACAUUAUGACAGUCAAAGGAUAAAGAAAAAUAAACCCUGCAUUCACUCUACCCGCGGUUUAGAUUUGGAGGGUUCUGAUAGACUUUGCAGAUAUAUCACCAUUUUGUAUUAUCUACAAAAUGUGGAAGGUGGAGGAGAAACAGCGUUCCCUUUGGCUGAAUUUGAGAACGUUUCUAUAGAAUACCGUAAAAACUUGAAAUCGGAUUAUGACUACACUGACUUGAAGCACAACUGCUAUAAAAAUUUGAACGUCAAACCGGAGUUUGGGAAGGCAAUCAUGUGGUAUAAUUAUUACAUCGACGAAGCAACAGGUUGGAUGUCGUCUCGUAAUACUCACUCCCUACAUGGUGGAUGUGAAGUCACAGAGGGAACAAAAUGGAUUGCAAAUAACUGGAUCACCGUCGAUGAUGUGUAUGAAAGGCAAAUGGAAUUACAUGCGCGUCGAUUCCAACCAACUGAAGAUAAUAAAAAAGCAGAGUCAGAAAACGAAACGGGCGUCGAUGAGAACGACAGAACGGAAGAAGACGACAUCCCAAAUGAAGCAGAGGAUGAAGGAAUAGACAAAGGGGAGAAAGAGUCCAACAACGAUAACAUCAAUGAUCUUACAAACGACAACGCAAUCUCUACAGAUGAAACACAUGAGAGCACGCCAUCUACCGACAAGACUGAAAGCGAUGAUCUCCCAAAAGGACACACUGAAUUUUGAUUUCAAUUGUCAGGUUGUUUGGUAAAUGUUACCGUUAAAAUAUUAUCAAGCAAAACGAUACCAGGGCGAUUUGUGGUUCUUGUUCAUAUAUACCUUACAUUUGUGCUUAUUUUGAUUUUUUUGUUCGCUUCCAUUAACCAGUUUUAUUUGUUUAGUUUCGAUUAUCUCUUCUUUUUUCGUUGUUAUGCUGUAAUAUGACAGCUACAUUGUUAAUUUUCACAUGAUUUAUAUGUUUUGAUUGCUUAUUAUUACUAUAUGUUUGUUAGGGUAUAUGUUUAUUUUCAUUAUGUGGCUCAGACCCCUUUGAAGAAAAAAAAUACCACCAUUAGUUGACAAGGGCAUCCAAUCCAUAAAUGAAUCAAAAUCAAUACCAAUUCAAAUCUUUAAACGCCAUGGCAAAUACUUUCGAAAAACAAACGCAAGUCAAUUUAAUGACUCUGUCCAUCAUUUUUUUUUAAAUUUGCAAACAUUACAAUGACGUCAUACAUAAUCCGAACAUGAUGUCUGUAGAGAAUGUACACUAGAUGCUAGGAUCACCCUGGGCUUCAUUUCUAGUCUUCGCGAUAUUGGUCCUUUUAUUUGUAAUUCACCCUUCACCUGUUGAAAGGUGUAAACAUUAAGUACAAGUUAAAGUUCAUUCAUUUUCCGUAUAAGUUUGUUCAUAUAUAUAAAUAUAUAUAACGCAUUUUUUUCUUGUACAUCCUUUACUGAAAAGAGUACAAAUAUUUGUUUCCAAAUAGUAUUCCCAUGGUGUAUGACAUAAUCGGAACAUGAGGUCUAAGGGCAAUACAACAGUGUAUUGAAUAUACCCUUUAGUUGAUUUUGUUUAAAUUCUUAGCGUUCAUGCUUUGAUGAGUGCAAUGGGAAAAUGCAGUUUGUCAAUGCACAUUUUCAUUUAUAUGUAAAUAUUGGGAUUUCUUGUUUUUUGUUUGUUUUCUCAAUAGGUAAUUUUGUUUUCCAAACUUGUCUGAUAAUUAUCGAUAUAUUGAAAUAUAAGUGCUUUUAAAGAAUAUUCCAUUUUUAGGGGACAGUUAUGAUAAGAUAUAUAAAAACUGAAAUUAAAAAAAGUUCACAGAUUUAUUUUGUUUUCAUCUUCACCUGAACAAAACCUUCUAUUUGUUUAUUGAAACAUCAAUAGGACUUAGAAUAUGAUAUUAUUACAUACUAUUGUGCUAUCAAGCCAUUAUCUUCUGGGACAUGUUCUUUGUUUAUCAGCGGUGGCAUGAAUGGGAUAGUCUUUUAGGAGAAGAAACUUACUCGAGAAAUCACGAUGAAUCAUGAAAAAAAAGGCGCCACCUUUGUCGAAAUUUCCCGUAAAAAACUUCCGGGUUGUGACGUAUCGCAAGAAGAACCGAUGUAGCGCGGCGCGCGCAUGAUUAUCUACAUCAAACAUGGUGUACUGCCAAUGUGUGGUUGAAAUAAAUGUUCCUCGAAAACCGAGGAGAAAUCGUUUCAUCGAUUUCAAGACAAACACAAUCUUCAUGAAAUGUUCAAGCUAUAGGUAGCAGCUGUGAAGGUGGAGACAUUUCUGGACAAAAAGUACAAGUACGACAGGAAAAACGAUGUGAUCUGCAGUGAUCAUUUUACAGUCUACAGCAGGGAAAUGUACGUCAGCAAUAGCGGUCGAAUCCAUGCGAUACGUCACAGAACGCACACUGCACACACAUAAUGGCGACGUUCUGAAAAGUCUCAGAGCCGCGAAAGACGAAGGAUUUUGAAAAGAGUUACGUCCUCCUUUUCGUCAAUUGUUUAAUGUUUUAUAUUUUUCAGAUAAUGUGUUACAUUGCCUACAAACUGAAAUUAACGUUAAGGUUGAAGUUGAUUCCCCUUUAAUUAUGUGUUGAAGUGAUUGGUAUCAUCGUAGGAUGUUGAAAAGGUUUUAUUUGCUUGGUGAGAAUAAUCUGACUCAUGCCAAAUCAUUACUGUUAUUAUAUCAUGUUCUAAUUAUUGUCUUAUGUUUAAGUUUGGCACCAGCCAAUGAAGAGAGCUUCUCGCCAGAAUUCUAAAUCAUUUUAGGCAAUCCACAAGUACUGGCUGGUACCCAUUAUCCUUUUCUCUGUAUUGUUUAUACUGGUGUAUGUGUUACAUUUUAUUCUCCUCGAUAUUAAAUAAAUAAUUAAAAAGAACAGUC